GAGCUGGCCCGAGCUCCCAUCGGGGAGGGUGGUCAUGGGUGCCGCCGGCAGCUUCCGUCCAGGCGUACAGCACCCUUUCAGCCAGGACGCCGGGCGCGUCUUCUCAAGUUAAGCCGUCCAAGCCACAGUGUCGCAAUCGCAGGAGACACCUGACAAGUCGCCCCUGAGGACACUGUCAACCCCACACCUAAUAAAGUGUGUGCAGCAGUCACCAGGAGAGGCUGUGGCCAAGGGGCCACCUCCCCUGCUUGCUGUCCCCCAUGUGGCUCCCCGGUGCCUUGAGAAUGCCCAGAGCCUCCUCGGACGUCUCCCUCCACCACCUCCCUCCCAAGGGUGCCGCCCACGACCGGCCCGACUCCUCCUCUCUGCCGUUAAGUUAAAGACGGCGCUUCGCCACCAGCUGAGGAGCGUGCCUGGCGCCCACAGAGCAAAGCAGCUGGCAGCUGUCCGCGGGGUCGGCUGGGAGGCCGCGGGCUGCGGGAGGCCGCGGGCUGCGGGAGCCCGGGAAGUGGGCGGGGCCGGGCCAGCGGCCAGCGAUGAGCAGCCGCGUCCCGCUGGCAGAGAAAGCCCUGUCUGAAGGCUUCGCCCGGCUCCGGUACCGCGACACCUCCCUGCUCAUCUGGCAGCAGCAGCAGCAGAAGCUAGAGUCCGUGCCGCCCGGGACGUACCUGAGCAGGAGCCGAAGCAUGUGGUACGCGCAGUACGGGAAUGAGGCCAUCUUAGUCCGCGACAGAAACAAGCUCGAGGUCUCCCGGGACACCGGCCGGUCGAAGUUUUGCACAAUUAUGUGAAACCCGGGGCCCAGUGGGAAUCCGCCUUUAGCACAGUGUCGGCCCAACUGGGAGGCCGGGUCCCUGGCCUCCCUUCUGGUUGUCCAGGUGCUGUAGGCCCGGCGUAGGCCUGGCCUAGGCCGGGGCAAUGCUACAUCUGCUUUUCUGCUUGGCUUCCUGUAAGUCGCCCAAGAGGAGCACCUGGCUACAACAUUUUCAAGUUCUGUAGGUCGCUAAGAACGGGUCAGAUCUUGAAACAGGUGAAGGAACGGGCAUCACGUGCGGUUCAAAAUCCAUUCACGAGACCAGGAUGGAUGGAACUUAAACAGUCAUCAGUGGCACUUCGGCGGCAACUGUGACGUGCCUGCGUUGUGAGUCGUUUCCAAAAUGGCGUUGUGUGCCACACACAGUGGCAGCUCCCACACCCGCUCCCAAUACUUGACUGCGGGCAAGUGCAUCCCAAAUACCAGCCGCUUACAGGGAUUUCAAGCUUGAUCGCCGGGCUGAAAAGGUGGGUUCUUAGAGUAUUUCGGCCUUUCUGCUCCGAGACCGCAGCUCCCCACCGCUGCGGUGUCAGAUGUGUCGUCAGCCGUUACCGCACACAGGCGGCCACGGCCCAACGUGUGGGCAAGUUCUUACGCGUCAUUUUGCAAAAGGAUUUGCCGUCUGCUGUAACUGAAGUGUGCAUGGCUAUGCAAAUGUGGAAGUAUCCGUCAAAGCUGAUUUUUCUAAAUAAAUAUUUUUCCUUCCUCCUCUUUUUAUCUGUUCA
This is a messenger RNA of Pteropus alecto (black flying fox), 1539 nucleotides long. RefSeq names its product BRD3 opposite strand (gene BRD3OS). The record is from RefSeq and is a predicted model, not a curated record. NCBI's taxonomy places the organism in Eukaryota, Metazoa, Chordata, Mammalia, Chiroptera, Pteropodidae. Bases 537 to 791 code for a protein of 84 amino acids. The transcript has a single exon.